This is a messenger RNA of Sungouiella intermedia, 585 nucleotides long. NCBI's taxonomy places the organism in Eukaryota, Fungi, Ascomycota, Pichiomycetes, Serinales, Metschnikowiaceae. The record is from the annotation of a GenBank genome assembly.
AUGGCCGAGGCAGAAGCUGAGCAACAGUUCGUCAGAAUCUCAAUCUACACACCACUCAUCUAUGUUGCUGUGGUGAGUACUGCGUUCGUGGUGUUUUCCAUCUACUACAGACGUCAUAGACUCAACAAGUUGAUCGAUGUCGAGCCGUUCUUUGGGCGCAAUUACUCGUUGGAGUUGUAUGCUGCUGUCAAAGACAGAUAUUAUGAUAAGGAACAACCCAAGGAGGGUCGUCCUCCAGAAAAAGUGGUGAAGGCUGCGUUGUUGAGAAGAGCCGUGGAAGCCAUCCGUAGAUCGUUGAAGUUGAAGGAGAACGAGCCUGUGUUCAACAAAUUGUACCAGGAUGGACUCAUUGGAGAUGACGUAUUCAAGCAGUUUGAAUUCCAGAAUAAGGUGCAGCAGUUAGAGUUGAAGGAGAUCGUGGAGGAAUGCCAGCUGUUCAAUAAGGAAUGGCCCGCCACGUUUUUCCCUGUGGCACAGGAGAUUUGUUAUAAUGAGGCGUUGAGAAGACGUCUUCAUAGCAUGGAUGAUCGUUCGGAGAGUUUGUCGGAGUUGUGGAACUAUUAUGUUGAGAAGCUGGAGAAAUAA